AUGAGGUCGCAGCGGGGGGCGAGCCCGCGAAGCCCCCGCAACGAGAGCCCACGUGGAGGGAGUCCUGGCCAGAGCCCCCGCGGCAACCGCGGGGACAGCCCUCGCCAUGGCCAGAGCCCCCGCGGCAACCGUGGGGACAGCCCUCGCGGUCGCAGGAAUUCAGCCAGGGAGGCGAGGCGAAUCUCGGUUCGCGAAGACCCGGUGCAGGAGCCGGAGGAGUCGCCCCAGUGGAAAAAAUCGUCACGGCAGCGGCCGGCUGUAGACCGGACCAUUUCCCUCGCGGACGUGGUCGUCCGAAACCAUCAGCUUGAUCAGCUCAAGGAGUCCUUGGAGCUGGGUGGAGGGAUCGUCGCACGCAAGACGGUUGGGGAGUUUCUGAAGGGCUUCCGGCUUGCCGCUGGCCAAGAUCUCCGUCUAGAGGCUUUCGACAUCGUCGGUUUGCAGGAUGGUGACGAGUUGGACGUGGAGCUUGCGCAGGUCGUGCAAGAUUCGCUCACAGACAGCAAGGAAGAUGACCGCGAUAUCCGCCUUUAUGCUCGCCCACCGUGGUUUGAAGCAGAGACAGUUCGGGUUGGUCGAUGCCGACGUUUUUGGAGCUGCCUGCUGCCCUGCUGCGUUCGCCGACAGCCUCGCCGUUGGCGUCGGAAGCACCGCUACCGUGAGGACCUUUUUGCUUGCUUCAUCCGGGUGCAACAGGCCCUUUUGCGACUACUGUACCGGAGUAGCUCUGCAGCAAAGCAGAACGACGUCUUCGUGAGCUUUGAGGAAGCCGACAAAGAUUUGGCCAAAUGGCUCCGCCUGUUCUGUGACACGCGGUCCCUAUCUGUUAGUGCGCAGUUGGCAAACGAUGCAGCCCGUCAAAAACUGCAGGAGGCAGAGGCGAAGCUGGCCCAGGAGAAGGAGGAGCGAGAGAAGCAGGCACAGCAGGAGCAGGCAUUGACAAAGGCUGAGCAAAAGAAGCGCACCAGCCAGAUAUCUGCACGCUCGUCAGAUACGGGCUCGGAGGUGAAGGAGACCGAGACGGCCAUUGAAGUGGAGGAGGAGCAGGAGGAGGAGGAGGAUCGCGAAUCGCUCAUGCAGUGGUUGGAGGAGCGGGAGGAGCUUAUCAGGACCUCGCGGAUUCUCAUCGUGAUCGUGAGCCAGGACUCGCUAGAGAACGCUGCAGUGCUUCAAGAUUGCAUUUGGGCUUUCCAGUGGGGUGUGCCGAUCCUGCCAGUUCGCCGAGUGGUGGCUGGAAAGCCAGCAAAGGGUGAUGAGUUCCGGGAGCAGCGCCGGAAGCUGCGCUUCCUUUUCACCCUUAACAUGGGACUUCCUCAAGUGGGCUUGGGUACAAAUCGAAAGGACUUCUUUUUCAAGGUGUCGGCAGCUCUGGCUACGGGCAUCCGGUCCGGGCGUUCGGAACGGCGUGAGCAGAUGCCAAAGAACAUUUGGGAGUUCUUCUCUCGGUCUGUGAAGCAUCUGCAGCGAGAUGCUCAGGAGUUGAAGGAGUCUACUGGGGAUCAGGUUGCUAUGCAGCCUGCUGAAGCACGCUUUCGGAUCGAGCAUGGUGCCCUCGUCGAUAUUCCUGAACUGGGGCAGCUCGCCGAGGAGAAAAAGGAGGAGAAGAUCGUUGCGAAGGACGCUGAGGAGCAGGAGGACGAUGAGCGGAAGGAGAAACGCAAAAAGAACGAAGCUCAGGAAGAGACAGAUCCGUCCAACCGGCUUCCGCCUACAAUGGAGGAUCGCACCUUCGGCGUGCUGUCCAUGCUUCUCUUGGAGGGCUCGGAGAAUCUGCAGGUCGCUUCGAAAGCUGCGCAGGCCUUGCGAAUCAUCACACAAACGGAGCGUGGCUCGCAAGCUGUGGCCAGAUUCCGGGGCAUUGAGGUGUUGCUGGUAAUGGCCAUGCUCGCUUGCAGUCGCGUGCAGGAGCAGCGACGGGCACCGACUUCGGCGCGCGGGGGCGCCUCGCCGAAGAGUGGCCGGCACGAUGACACGGCGCGCAGAGAUGCUUCUCCGAAAGCGCGACGGCGCCUUGGUGGCCAGGACGCUGACUCUGCACGCGAUGCAAGCGCUCGUGGGGAUGGCAGCCCAAGGAGUCAGGACUCACCCGCGUCGCCCCGCACUGGACUCAAGAGCGCACGAGGGAGACAUGGUGGCUACAAGGCGCAUGAGGGUGCCGCAGCCGUUGGUGAAGCAAGCCCACGCAGUCAGGACUCACCAGUAUCACCUCGCGGGGGUGGGCUGAAGAGUGCACCAGCACGAUAUGGCACCCGCAAGGAAGAUCCGCCAGACUCGGGCCGGGAGGACCCAAGAAGUGCACGAGGUCGGGCUGCCCCGGCUGCCCCUUCAGCCCGUGGCGAGGCCUCUGCGAGAGGCGAUGCUUCUGCGAGAGGCGACGCCUCGGCGCGCUCUGGCCAAUCUGGCGAGAAGCUGGAACGGCGUUGUUUUUGCUGCUGCUGUUGCUGUUGCAAGCGCUGUCGCCGCAAGGGCGCGCACGAGGAGAACGACGAUGAUUUUGUGGACUCAGAAACAGGUACGGGACAGGGAAAGCCAACAUCCGGCGACGUUACUCUGCGAUUGGCUGAUCAUGCUUUUGCAUCGCUGCGGAAUGUCGCCGCCCAUUCUGCUGAUCGGCGCCAGCAGAUUCUGGCCUUCGGGGGUGAGCAGGUUGGUGUGGAGGCUCUUGCGCUUUUUCGUGGCCGCGAUUCUGGGCCCAGUCGCUCUGUCGCUGCCUACUUGCGUAACCUUUCAGAAGGCUCGGAUGGUGUCGUGCCCUUGGCCAAUGCGGGCUUCCUGCAACUGGCAGAGGAAGAGCUUGAUGACAACAUGGGUGGAUCCCCAGUUCGUCGCCACAUCCUCGCAGCUUUGCAGAACAUGGCAGCACAAGUGGGACAGAGUGAGGAAGUCUUCACCCAACCUGCUAGCUGGCUGGAGCUUUGUGCCAUCGCUUCGCAACGUGCUCUGCAGGACCGAGAUGCUCGGACGACGCAGCAAGCUUUGGGAGCCAUGGGAAACUUUGCAGUCCUCCGAGCUGCCAAGGAGGCAAAGAUGAUGGAUGGCACAGCAGGCAAUGGUGCGUAUGGGCCAACUGCGACAAUGCGGCUGGCUCCAGCUUCUACUGAUGCGCCGGAUGAGUCCGAGGAGGAGGCUCCGGAGCUGCCCUCGCCUGAGGCAACAAAGCCACCGAGCGAGUCGGAGGAGCACAGCGACUCGGAGCGGAGCUCCUUGGGAAGUGGCCCUGUGCGGCAGGCUGACAUGGCCGCAAGAUCAGUCCCCCGCUCCGGCUCGGAUCUCCCAAGCGUGCCCACCGACGACCAGGAGCUCGACUGGUCGCUGGGAAAGGCGCAUGAGAAGGUUCCACCUGCGAUGAUUCAGGACAUGCUCGACUUGCUCCAGGUCGGAAGGCGUUCACCUUCAAACACAGAAUCGGUGACAGGCGCAGUCUCGGCUCCGUCGGUGUCCAUCGCCACCAGCACUGCUGCCACAUUGGCGAACUUCGCACAGGACACCGACAUCGAGCGCCUCAUUGGUUCCAUGGGUGGUGUUGAGAUCAUGCUGGAGUCUAUGGAAAGAGUUGAUGCAAAGGAGUUUCAUCUUCAGGCUGUGCGCUUUCUUUGGAACAUGACGUUCUCCAAGAUCAAUCAGCAGCGGUUCAUGGACCAUCAAGGUGUCGAGCAGGUACUGGCCAUCCUUGGGCGUCAUUGCCAGCCAGAGCAUGCACCACUGCAGGAACAAGGCUGCGGCGUGCUCCGCAAUCUGGCCUAUGGCCACACUGGAAGGCACAAGCUGAAGCUGCUGCAAUCUGGGGUCGUCCAGUGCCUGUGCGAGGCCUUGCAGAACUUCUACAAGGACAUCCACGUUUGCAUCCAGGCGGUAGCCGGGCUCACUGCGAUGUGUGACCGAGCCCCACCUGCUGCUUUGCAAGCAACCCAGAAUGGGGCGAUCAACUGGCUAGUGAAAGCCCUGAAGCUCACAGGGGAGAAUGUGGAAGUCACGCAUCAAGUUCUCCAGGCUCUCACCAGCAUCCUCAUCAUUCCAGAGGCUUUGACCCCCUUCGGGCUUCGUGGUGGGCAUCUGGAGGUGCUCAAAGUGCUGGAUCGGCUUCCUUCUGAUGGAACCUCGCUUCUGGCCUUUCGGGCCUUAGCUGCUGCGCUGAGCCACACGCAGCUGAAGGAGUUAAAGGAUCAAAACCUUGCCGUCGUUAUGGCCCAGGAGCUUGAGGAGCAGGACGAUGAUGAGAACACGAUAAGUGCAGCUGAGAAGGAAAACUUGAUCUCGCAGUGGCAGCUGAUGAGUGACGCUCCGGGCUCGCAGAUACGCAUCGAUCUGAUGGACACACACGUGGUUCGGAAAGUCAUCAAUGCGUUGAAAAAGUUUCACGAGUACACGACAGCCAUAGAGGCUGGUGCGGGGGUGCUGCUCAACCUCACACUCGAAGUCCAUGAAAAGCUGGAGAAGGAUGAGUACCACUUGACGCGAAAACUCGAAGUGGGCAUGGAAUGCCACAAGUGCCUCACGAUCAUUGGGCAUCUGGCCGCUGACAGCACCGAGAGCAAUGCAGGCUUUGCGGCCAAUAUGUUCUACCUCCUGGCGGCUGUGACGCUCAAUGAGGAAGUUGCGCUCUUGCUCUACAGAGAGAAGGCUGCUGCCAGAUCUCUACAGUACAUGAAGGAUUACAAGGACCAACCCCGAGUCCAAGCAGCAGGCGCGGCUUUCCUCAGCAACCUGGCAAAGACGAAGCUUCGCAUCCGCGAGGCUGUAGUGGAGGUCGGCUGCGUCGAGUACAUGCUGUCUCUGCUGGCAACAUCCAAGGACAACGCGGUGGUAGUCUCUGGUGCUGCAAGAGCACUCAAGGACCUCAUUCCGGCACAGGCGGCCUUCGAGAUUGUGAGGAGGUAUGACAUCAUCAAGACCAUCUUCGAGGCCGUGGACCAUCACGUGGACAACACGAGACUUGGAGAAAUGCUGAUGUUCUUGAGACCUAUCAUACUUAGUUCCAGCGAAGUGGCUGGCAGCUAG
Molecule: messenger RNA, 4998 nt
Organism: Symbiodinium natans
Lineage: Eukaryota; Dinophyceae; Suessiales; Symbiodiniaceae
Source: the annotation of a GenBank genome assembly